This is a messenger RNA of Pogoniulus pusillus (Red-fronted tinkerbird), 2428 nucleotides long. It is a transcript of the gene SLC6A20, whose product is annotated as solute carrier family 6 member 20. The record is from RefSeq and is a predicted model, not a curated record. Gene Ontology annotation, molecular function: L-proline transmembrane transporter activity. The transcript has 14 exons. Gene Ontology annotation, biological process: sodium ion transmembrane transport. Bases 735 to 2366 code for a protein of 543 amino acids. Gene Ontology annotation, cellular component: plasma membrane. NCBI's taxonomy places the organism in Eukaryota, Metazoa, Chordata, Aves, Piciformes, Lybiidae.
AUCAGGAAAGGUGUUUUACAGGACCUGACUAUCUCCGCAAACAAGGAAGGCAAAUCUUGUUGAAACAAAGCCCUGACUCUGAGCUGUCUGGCAGAUCUCUGGCUCAGCGGAGGAGAGCAGUGUGCUGCUUUCUCUGGUUCGUGGCACACAAGCCAAAGUCAUGCAUGGAGCUCUUGCUGAAGAGCGCAUCCUCUGUCAGAGGUGAUGUAGCUGCCACAGAAGCCCUGGAGCAUUUUACAGUAGCAGCUCUUUCUGAUGAGAUAAGUGCAGUAUUGUGAAGAUGGAGAUGACAUCUCGACCACUCCUGACUGACGUUUCUAAAACUUCACUCCUGUCCCUGAGGGAGGGCUGCUGGCUUCUGUGUAAUUCCAGAUGCUGCCAGACCACUGUGAAAUGAUUCUUACUCGGGAAACAAAGAUGAGUUGUCUUGAGGUGUCAAGUGCUGAAUGGAUGGAGCCUCGACAGUUCGAUCUGUUCUAGGAGGAUGUGCCCUUUCAAACACACUACAUUGGCUUUACAGUAACGUUAAGCAUUGGUCCUGGAUUCCUGCCCUGCUCUGGCUGCCUGCAGACUCCCUGAAUGCACUGCCAUCUGCCUCCCCCUUUGGACAGUCAGCAGCCCGAUUGGAGUCAGCUCUUCUCCAAAGGAAGGUUGCCCUUAGCUGUUAGAAGGCUGCAGCAGGGUGUUGCCAGGCAGAGCAUGGGCAGGGUGGCUUUCUGAUCCCGUACCUGAUCAUGCUGAUCGCCGAGGGGAUGCCGCUGCUGUACCUGGAGCUGGCCGUGGGGCAGCGCAUGCGGCAGGGCAGCAUCGGCGCCUGGAGGAUCAUAAGCCCCUACCUGUGUGGAGUUGGUGUUGCCAGUGUCACUGUCUCUUUCUUCCUCUCCAUGUACUACAACGUGAUAAACGCUUGGGCAUUCUGGUACCUCUUCCACUCCUUCCAGGACCCCCUGCCAUGGGCCACCUGCCCUCUGAACAGCAACCGCACCGGCUACGAGGAGGAAUGUGAGAAGACUUCCUCCACCCAGUACUUCUGGUACCGCCAGACCCUGAACAUCUCCGCGUCGCUGGAGGCCAGCGGCAGCCUGCAGUGGGAGCAGGCACUCUGCCUGACGCUGGCCUGGCUCGUGGUCUACCUCUGCAUCCUCCGGGGCACCGAGUCCACUGGCAAGGUUGUCUACAUCACAGCCUCUCUGCCCUACUGCGUUCUCAUCAUUUACCUCAUCAGGGGACUGACGCUUCAUGGAGCUGUGAAUGGCCUCAUCUACAUGUUCACCCCAAAGCUGGAGCAGCUGCUGAACCCCAAGGCAUGGAUCAGCGCCGCCACGCAGAUCUUCUUCUCGCUGGGGCUGGGCUUCGGCAGCCUGAUCGCCUACGCCAGCUACAACUCGCCCGGCACCAACUGCGAGCGGCACGCGGUCAUCGUCUCCCUCAUCAACUCCACCACCUCCAUCUUCGCCAGCAUCGUCACCUUCGCCAUCUACGGCUUCAAGGCCACCUUCAACUACGAGAGCUGCCUCAGCAAGGUGAUCGUGCUGCUGAUGAAUGCCUUCGACCUGGAAGAAGGCUCUGUAACAGCAGACAACCUCAGCCAGAUGAAAGCCUACCUCAUGGCCACCCACCCGCAGCAGUAUGCCCAGCUGGCACCGCAGCUCAAAAACUGCAGCCUGGAAGCUGAGCUGGAUACUGCUGUCCAGGGCACAGGCCUGGCAUUCAUAGUCUAUUCUGAAGCCAUCAAAAACAUGGAGGUGCCCCAGCUCUACUCUGUACUCUACUUCUUCAUGCUGCUGAUGUUGGGCAUUGGCAGCAUGCUGGGGAGCACUGCAGCCAUCCUGACGCCGCUGACUGACAGCAAGACCAUCGCCAGCCGCUUCCCCAAGGAGAUCAUCUCGGGGGCUGUGUGUCUCAUUAACUGUGUGAUUGGGCUCAUCUUCACCAUGGAGGCUGGGAACUACUGGUUUGACAUCUUCAACGACUAUGCAGCCACCCUCUCGCUGCUGCUCAUCGUGCUGGUGGAAACCAUUGCCGUGUGUUACAUCUACGGGAUACGAAGGUUUGAGAAAGAUCUUCACACUAUGACUGGGCGCAAGCCACACUGCUACUGGAAAAUCAUGUGGGCCUUUGCUAGUCCCCUGCUGAUCAUCAGCCUCUUCAUCUUCUACAUCACCGACUACAUCCUCACAGGAACGCUGCAGUACCAAGCAUGGGAUGCAACACAGGGGCAGCUGGUGACCAAGGACUACCCUGCUUAUGCCCUGGCAGUGAUCGGGCUGCUGGUGGCAGCAUCUACUAUGUGCAUACCCCUAGGGGCACUAGGAACUUUGAUAAGGAAGAGACUGAAGAGGGAAAGAGUUUCUACCCUUGCUUGAAUGCCAACAGCUGGAUCUGGGGAGAGCUCACCCACCUCGUCAGUAACUGGGCACUUCUGGAA